AAGGAACAUACCAAUUCGGUGUAUUAUCUGGAAAUCAGUCUCCAUGGGUGUGAUACGAGAGAAACUCAGAAUCAAAAAUCAAAUUAUCAAAGAUAUGUUAGGAGAAUUCCUGGGAACAUUCUUUCUUGUCACGUUUGCUGUAGCUGCCAGUGCUCAAUAUGUUCUUACAGAUCUCAGUAGUUUUCUCACACUCAAUUUUGCCAAUGGAAUGGGUCUAGUAUUUGGUAUAUACGCCGCCGGUGGGGUUUCAGGUGCAUCAUUAAACCCCUCUGUCGGUAUAGCUUUGUGUUUAAGUGGGUUUAUACCUUGGUAUAAAUAUCCGUUUUACACUGUUGCUCAAAUAGCUGGUGCCUUUACUGCGGCUGCUGUACAGUACGGUGUUAAUUAUGACAUGCUGAAUGCAUAUGACGGUGGCAACAGAACUACAUAUGGUCCUACAGCUACUGCAGGGAUCUUCUCCACAUUUCCAAAUCCUAAGGUGUCUACUUUAAACUGCUUCUUUGACCAGGUUUUUGGUACCUUCAUAUUAGCUCUUUGUAUACUUUGUAUACUUGACAAAAGAAAUUUUAUGCCACUUGAUAAAGGUUUAAUACCGCUUUCUAUGGGAGGAAUUGUGUUUGCUAUUGGUACAUGUUGGGCUGGUAACUGUGGUUAUGCUAUCAAUCCAGCUCGAGAUCUGGGUCCUCGGUUAUUUACGGCUGUUGCAGGGUGGGGACUAGAACCUUUCAGUUAUCGUAACUGGCAGUGGUUCUGGAUUCCUAUCGCUGGGCCAAUUUGUGGGGCCACGCUAGCUUACAUCAUUUACCAACUAUUUAUUGAACUACAUUGGACACCUUUAGAACCAGAGCCUGUAGAUACUAUUGUUGUCACUGCUAAUGGAACGAAAGAAAAAUCGAUGGAAUUAAUGGGAGUGGACAAUCAUGCAUUUAAAUCAUCUAAAGAUGAUGAGCUAGACUUAGCAACCAAACUGUGAUAGAAUUAACUGGAAAAAAAUAUUAUUAUAAAGAACUUUAUAGUGAAACACCAAGUGCUUUCCAAAAUUGAAACAAUCGUCAUAGUUAAUUUUAUCUCCUAUCACCGGAUACAUUUUAAAAACUACUCUUCUCAGGGCCCGAUUAAAGCAUGGGAUUUAGGGGCUGCUGCCCAUGCCCAUGGGCCUCUGAUGGGGGGGGGGGGGGCACAGAGAUUAAGAUUAAAUUAUUUCAUUUGUGAAUAUUGAAUCAAAGUAUAAGUACACUAAAUUAUGUAUUUUAAAAAAGGGUUCAAGUAUAUAUAUUAUUUACAGUUAAAAUACUAAGGCAAAUAAGAUCCACUGAAAUGAACUGUUUGUGUUGGGGGCUCACAGUGUAUGUAGCCUACAAAGUCUUAAUGAGACGUCAAAGUGGCCGAUAGAAGUAUAGUGUUGAAUAUGUUAUGAAAUCUUAUUCAGAAAUAUGGCUUAAAUGGAAUGGUGUUUAACGUCCUACUGAAAACAUGGCUUAAAGAUAUUUGUUGGGUGAUGAAGAGCCACAGUUAUUGGUUGGUCUUUCAUUGUGUAAAAUUUUAUUAAUGAUGAUAAACCAGUAUGUAUUAUAUUUAAAGUUAAUAGCCAUGUAUUUAUCAAAUAUGUUGUCAUUGAAAUGGAGAAUAUUUUAAGGGUCCGUAUUCAAUUAAUUGCCUUAAAUUUAAGUUUAAGUUUUAAGUAUUCACCUUAAAUCGGUACUUUUGGAACCUUAGCUACGGUGUUUGUCCUCAGUUGUUCAGGCACCUCUCUGUACUGAAGAGUAGAACUAGCUCCACGUAUGCCAUGUUGUCUGCUAUCCCGUGGCACGUUAUGGAACCUUAAUGCCACAAGCCCAGUAUUUUUGACUGAAGAGAUCCGAAUGAAAUAGGGGUGACUGGGGGGAGAUUGUGAAGGGAAGGGGAUUUAGGGACGAAUUUCAUUGAUAUGUAUGCAUUUUGUAAUAUUGUAUCAACCCAUUAGUGAAAAUAAUCAUUUUACAAGAUAGAACAUAUUUAGAGCUUUGUAAUGUACAUAAUGUAAGUAAAUCAUAUUAUAUAAGCCUCUCACAUGUAGUUGUAGUGUUCUGUCAGAGUAUUAACAAGUCAUACUUUAACCCAAAAGCUAUUGGGUUGUCAAAUUCCAUAAAUCACCACAGGAAGGAAGAAAUGUGUACUGAUAUAGCCAAUUUGAUUUGUAAGUAAGUUCAUGUGAUCUGAUUUCAGCUUACAAAUGAAAUACAUCAGAUUUUAAUGUAUUACACCAUAAACAUAAAAUAAAAUGCAAUUGAAA
Molecule: messenger RNA, 2272 nt
Organism: Patella vulgata (common limpet)
Lineage: Eukaryota; Metazoa; Mollusca; Gastropoda; Patellidae
Product: aquaporin-9
Exons: 7
Coding region: 44-973 (309 amino acids)
Biological process (GO): water transport; glycerol transmembrane transport
Cellular component (GO): plasma membrane; basolateral plasma membrane
Molecular function (GO): water channel activity; glycerol channel activity
Source: RefSeq, a predicted model, not a curated record